AUGUCAGACCCUCAGAAGUACACGGUCGGCUGGGUCUGCGCUAUUGCAACCGAGUACCUUGCUGCGCAACUCGUUCUCGACGAAGAGCACGAAGGACCUGAAUCUGUAUCCAUUAACGAUAGCAAUAACUACACGCUGGGCAAAAUCGGGAAACACUAUGUCGUCAUUGCUGUCCUUCCCCAUGGCGAAUACGGCAUAUCAUCUGCUGCCGGCGUCGCGCAUGAUAUGCUCCACAGCUUUCCCAACAUCAGAAUCAGCCUAAUGGUCGGAAUCGGCGGCGGUGCACCGAGCUCUAAGCAUGACAUUCGCCUCGGGGACGUUGUGGUCAGCGCCUCUAGCAACGGCACCGCCGCGGUGUUCCAAUACGGCUUUGGAAAGGCCGUGCAGGGUCAGGAAUUCCAGGAGACAGGAUCCUUGAAUCAGCCGCCGACAGUUCUGCGAACAGCCGUGAACGGACUCUUGACGCAGUACAGGCGCAAAGGACACCAGCUUGAUGGAUCUAUCGCCGAUAUUUUGACGAAGAAUCCGAGACUCAAGAAAGAGUUUCAACGGCCCGAGUCGAGCACCGAUCGACUAUAUCAGCCUGGGAAGGUUCACCCGCGGGGUGAUCGGUCCAGCUGCGCGACAGCCUGUGGCAGCGACCCAUCGACUUUGGUAGUGCGACCAGAUCGUACUGAAUACGAAGACAAUCCCGUCAUCCACCACGGCCCGAUCGCUUCCUCGAAUAGGUUGAUGAAGGAUGCCUUGUCUCGGGAUGCGCUUGCAGCGAAGAAGGGCGUUCUAUGCUUCGAGAUGGAAGCGGCCGGGUUGGUGAACCACUUUCCCUGUCUAGUCAUCCGAGGCAUUUGCGACUAUUCCGACUCGCACAAAAACAAAGAGUGGCAGGGCUUUGCGGCAAUGAUGGCGGCGGCGUAUGCGAGGGAUCUUCUGCGUCAGAUUCCGCCCAACAAGAUCGAGGCCGAGAGACCUAUUGGCGAAGUCCUCAACUCCAUCCAGCGAAGAUUAGACUGUGUGCUUUCGACAGCAAAUGAAACCAGGGAUGCGAUGGUCACGAUGACAUCUGACAGUCACCUCCGCAAUGUCGAGCGCUGGUUGUCCCCGCCAGACUAUUCAAUCAACGCCAAACUGGCGAGAAAACGCCGUCACGCCGGCACUGGAACCUGGCUUCUUGACAGUCCCGCCUUCCAGGAGUGGAAGCUCGGGGCACGACGACAUCUGUGGCUCUACGGCCUGGCAGGAUGUGGCAAGACUGUUCUGAGUACGACAAUUCUUGACAAUCUUCCGCAAACAGACACCCGCACCACGCUUGCAUUCUUCUUUGACUUCGGCGACCCCAGAAAGCAGAACCUAGAGAGCCUUCUACGCUCGCUGGCGUUUCAACUCUACCGUUCUGGGGGCAAAGCGGCGAACGAACUUGACAGUCUUUUCACUUACCACGAAAAUGGACAGAGGCAACCCGAUACGAGUGCCUUGUCAGCCUGUGUUGACACAAUGAUUCAAAUCACUGGAAAGGUUGCCGUCAUCCUCGAUGCUUUGGAUGAGUGUACAACGAGAGAAGAACUUCUGCCAUGGAUGCGAGGCUUUGCCUCUGGCAACGCCCAGCUUAUUGUGACUGGCCGGCCAGAAGCAGACUUCCAACGCGAGAUCCCUCGCUUUUUCGAUGAGCGCAACUGUGUCUUACUGGACAAGAGGGCUGUCAACGCCGACAUACGUUCCUACGUCAUGGCAACGCUUGAGCAGAACCUCAAUUUUGUUGACAAGAAGUUAUCUCAGGAUCUCCUAGGGAAGAUUCGCGACAAAGUCGGAGACGGAGCCGACGGCAUGUUUAGAUGGGCAGCUUGCCAAUUGGACAGUCUUGCCGAAUGUCUAAGUCCCAACGCCAUCGAGUCAGCUCUCGAGUCUUUGCCUCGUGAUCUGAAUGAGACUUACUACCGCAUGCUCCAGAACAUACCCCCGACAUAUAAGAGCGGCGCGAUUCGUCUCCUACAGUUUCUCGUCUACGCCAAGAGGCCCCUGAAGCUGUCAGAGGCUGUAGAGGUGAUAGCCACGCAGAUAGAUCGAGAGCCUCGACGCUUUCAUGUCGGGAACAGACUAUUUAGUGGGGCCGACGUUCUGCGAUACUGCCCCAGCUUGGUAUUAAUCGCUGAUGUCACAAGAUAUGGCGAGACUCUGCAGGAGCUCCACCUUGCCCAUUUCUCAGUUAAAGAGUAUCUUCUCAAGGAAGACCAAUUUGACCUGGGAAGUGCCAGCAUUGCCAUCACCAGGACCUGCUUGACUUAUCUUACGGACAUCAAGAGUAGCCACAGCAGAAUCAAGCAUGAUUUCCCAAUGGCACGGUUUGCAGCAGAGUCCUGGAUGGAUUAUGCUGUUUCGGCAGAGACUUCAGAAGAUAUUGUUAGAAGAACAGUCAGCUUUUUACAAGACAAGACGACAUUUCAGCGGUGGGGUCGAUUGUAUCAGGCCGACAUUGCAUGGAAUGAUAACCCGGGACCACCUCGAGCAUCUGGUCUAUAUUAUGCUUGUCUUGGUGGACUCGCAGGGGCUGCGAGAGACCUGAUGGGCGAGGGAGCGGAUGUCAACGCGAAGGGCGGCCUCUACGGCAACGCUCUCCAGGCUGCCUCAGACGGAGGCCACCUCGAGAUUGUACAACUGCUGCUAGACAAGGAAGCGGAUGUCAACGCGCAGGGCGGCGACUAUGGCAACGCUCUCCAGGCUGCCUCAUCUGGAGGCCACCUCAAGGUUGUGCAACUACUGCUAGACAAGGGAGCGGAUGUCAACACGCAGGGCGGCGACUACGGCAACGCUCUCCAGGCUGCCUCAUUUAGAGGCCACCUCGAGGUUGUACGGUUGCUGCUAGAUAAAGGAGCGGAUGUCAACACGCAGGGCGGCCUCUACGGCAACGCUCUCCAGGCUACGUCAUUAGAAGGCUAUCUCGAGGUUGUGCAGCUACUACUAGACAAGGGAGCAGAUGUCAACGCGCAGGGCGGCGACUACGGCAACGCUCUCCAGGCUGCCUCAUCUGGAGGCCACCUCGAGGUUGUGCAACUACUGCUAGACAAGGGAGCAGAUAUCAACGCGCAGGGCGGCAAGUAUAGCAACGCUCUCCAGGCUGCCUCAUCGAGAGGCCACCUCGAGGUUGUGCAACUACUGCUAGACAAGGGAGCAGAUAUCAACGCGCAGGGCGGCCUCUACGGCAACGCUCUCCAGGCUGCCUCAUUAGAAGGCCACCUCGAGAUUAUACAACUGCUGCUAGACAAGGAAGCGGAUAUCAACGCGCAGGGCGGCAAGUAUGGCAACGCUCUCCAGGCUGCGUCAUUAGAAGGCCAUCUCGAGGUUGUACAACUGCUGCUAGACAAGGGAGCGAAUGUCAACACGCAGGGCGGCCUCUACGGCAACGCUCUCCAGGCUGCGUCAUUAGAAGGCUAUCUCGAGGUUAUACAACUGCUGCUAGACAAGGGAGCAGAUAUCAACGCGCAGGGCGGCCUCUACGGCAACGCUCUCCAGACUGCCUCAUUUAGAGGCCACCUCGAGGUUAUACGGCUGCUGCUAGACAAGGGAGCGGAUAUCAACGCGCAGGGCGGCCAGUAUGGCAACGCUCUCCAGGCUGCGUCAUCUGGAGGCCACCUCGAGGUUAUACGGCUGCUGCUAGACAAGGGAGCGGAUAUCAACGCGCAGGGCGGCCAGUAUGGCAACGCUCUCCAGGCUGCGUCAUCUGGAGGCCACCUCGAGGUUAUACGGCUGCUGCUAGACAAGGGAGCAGAUAUCAACGCGCAGGGCGGCCUCUACGGCAACGCUCUCCAGGCUGCGUCAUUAGAAGGCUAUCUCGAGGUUGUACAACUGCUGCUAGACAAGGGAGCAGAUAUCAACGCGCAGGGCGGCCUCUACGGCAACGCUCUCCAGGCUGCCUCAUCUGGAGGCCACCUCGAGAUUGUACAACUACUGCUAGACAAGGAAGCGGAUGUCAACGCGCAGGGCGGCGACUAUGGCAACGCUCUCCAGGCUGCCUCAUCUGGAGGCCACCUCAAGGUUGUGCAACUACUGCUAGACAAGGGAGCGGAUGUCAACACGCAGGGCGGCGACUAUGGCAACGCUCUCCAGGCUGCCUCAUCGAGAGGCCACCUCGAGGUUGUGCAACUGCUGCUGGAUGAAGGAGCGGAUGUCAACGCGCAGGGCGGCCUCUACGGCAACGCUCUCCAGGCUGCCUCAUCGAGAGGCCACCUCGAGGUUGUGCAACUGCUGCUGGAUGAAGGAGCGGAUGUCAACGCGCAGGGCGGCCUCUACGGCAACGCUCUCCAGGCUGCCUCAUCUGGAAGCCACCUCGAGGUUGUGCAACUGCUGCUGGAUGAAGGAGCGGAUGUCAACGCGCAGGGCGGCUACUAUGGCAACGCUCUCCAGGCUGCCUCAUCUGGAGGCCAUCUCGAAGUUGUGCAACUGCUCAACCAAAGGAGCGCCAAUAGAACGUCCCGAAAGCGAUCCGGCUCGGCAAGCCCAAGGCACCUGGCGAAGCAGCCUAGGCUCUUGGACCCUACCAAUGUUGAUUGA
This is a messenger RNA of Fusarium keratoplasticum, 4542 nucleotides long. RefSeq lists its product as uncharacterized. Gene Ontology annotation, biological process: nucleoside metabolic process. The transcript is spliced from 3 exons. The coding region runs from base 1 to 4542 and encodes 1513 amino acids. The record is from RefSeq and is a predicted model, not a curated record. Gene Ontology annotation, molecular function: catalytic activity; protein binding. NCBI's taxonomy places the organism in Eukaryota, Fungi, Ascomycota, Sordariomycetes, Hypocreales, Nectriaceae.